Magallana angulata is the source of this 5349-nucleotide messenger RNA. Its product is annotated as von Willebrand factor D and EGF domain-containing protein-like. The coding region runs from base 608 to 5113 and encodes 1501 amino acids. NCBI's taxonomy places the organism in Eukaryota, Metazoa, Mollusca, Bivalvia, Ostreida, Ostreidae. The record is from RefSeq and is a predicted model, not a curated record. Gene Ontology annotation, cellular component: extracellular region; cell surface. Gene Ontology annotation, molecular function: signaling receptor binding; calcium ion binding. The transcript has 29 exons. Gene Ontology annotation, biological process: anatomical structure development.
GGCUCCCCUUCUUAAAUAUUUAUGUAUAUUUUGGACCUAGUUUACAAGCUGACUCUGGUAAAUUUGUCUACUUCGAUAGAUCAUUGCGCUAGAUAAAUAAAAAAUCGGCGAAGGCAAACAACAAGUCAUACACAUAUCCAUGUAGUACGCGCGAGAGCAAUAUCGGCAUUGCGGGUAUAGUAGCGGCACGGAUGGAUUUCCUCAUUACGCCAAUAAGUUACUGAUCGUAUGAUCUCCAUCAAAUAAUUAAGAAAAUUAUAAUUAGAGGUUCAUUUAAAGGAUUAUCUGACGGGAGUCGAUGCGCCGUUCCACUGACGCGAGUAUAGCGGGGAGGCAUUAAAUAAACCUGUUAAACAGCGCACUGGUAUUUUCGGCAGUUUUCUAUUAACCUUGAGUGGUCUCGGGUGUUAACGGCGCAACCUGUAAACGAUCCCCUUUUCAAUUCUUAUGCGACGGUCCCGAUUAAAUUUCCAAUUGAUUACAGAGAGGUGUCUGCACUGGGCGGCGAAGGAUGCUGGUGGGAUUGGGGAGAAUUUCUCGGACUUUUAAAUGUCAUUGAAAUGCAAAGCAAGUGGGAAACGUUUGUUUUUGAGCAGAGUUUCCGAAGAUGCAAAUCCCUGUUUGGAAUAUGACUCUAAUUGGAAUUUAUGUAGCCACGCUUGUUUUUACUUCAGUGGACUCCAUUCGUAGCACCACAGAUAUAGAUCCCUGUCUCUCGGAGCACCACACCAUCAUCGAUGACUUCAGACGGAGUACAAAGUACCGACCGAAGGCGAGCGAGCGAAGACUCUGCGACAAUGACUUGAUCCCUGGGUGGUAUCGCCUUAAGAUUAACGGAACUGACGCCGAUCUACCGACCAAAUGUAUCAAGGUAAAGAGAUGUGGGACCGCAGCUCCCAUUUGGUUGUCAAUGCCGAAAGAUGAAAUGCCAAUCCCAGGGACAACUAAAAGCGGAAGUGCAUGUGUCACGUGGGCCCCGAGAGGAGAGUACCCGGAAUGUUGUCCUAUCAGAUUCCCAGUUGAAGUAAAGAACUGUAUCAAUUUCUUCGUUUACAAGUUAACGAGUACAGGAGGAUGCGAUUUAGCUUAUUGUGCAGAAGUUCCUAAAAAGACGUGCUCAAGAGGACAAGUUUAUAUUCGACAUUUAAAGAAAUGCAUAGACUACAACGCCAGAACCAGCAAGCCUUCACUGCAGGUGAGCGUCUCCAGGAAAAACGUCAUGAUCACGUGUACCUUCCGAGUUCUUAACAAACUGAUUGCGAUGACGUCACCAACAUUCUACAUCGCUUGGUACAGAAAAGAACGAGGGAAUUCCUUGAUUAAGUCUACUUUUACAAGGAAAACAAAAGACUCCAUAGUUAUCGGGGAACAUGCUUUUUCAGGCGAUACCGUAAUCUGUAGCGUAGAGGAGAUUUAUCAGCAGAAAAACAAGAAAAGUAGAAAAAGUCGGCCUUAUUUUAUUGGAAUCAAGCUUUUACGAAAGAAAAUAGUUCUUCGGGAGGACAGACCCGUUACAAAUGUAUCCCUUAUAUCAACAGUGCCAAUCGUGUGUGACAAUAAUGCCAACACGUGUGACAUCACUGUUAGGUUGUCGCUUCAAACACCAGGAGACAUUUCCCCCACCAUCGCCUUUGAGAAGUGCGUCGUACAUUUUGGAAUGGGUUGGAAAUGUAAGAAGAACAUUUGUCAGGAACAAACAUUUCAAGUGGCCAUGUCGCCCAAUCUGAAACAUUUGUCAAAGCAGAAAUUAAUUGUCAAUGGUGACAUUACAACAGCUAACCUUUUGUCCUGGAAACAGAAUAAAGUUAACUUCAAGAUGAAGGUGGUUGACUUCCCCUCCGCUAGCUGCUACGUUCUGAGUGGUUUACAUAUUAUCUCGUUCGCUGGCAGCGUUGAGAAGGUGCAGGAAGAGGGAGUCUUUGUCCUGCUGAGCAGUGAAGAGUCAUCGCUACAGAUUCACGCCCGGACAAUGAGGAAUCCCCAGCACGAUAUGUACAGUCUCUGUGGGCUUGCCAUGCGCUAUGAGGGUGUAACUGUUACUAUAAAUAGAUGUUCCGAUAACCAAUGGAACACGCGCUUUACGCUACAGUACCAAGGCCAACAGCAAAACUCAAGAAUCAACAUAUUUGAAGCUCGCAAUGGAAAACUCUUGACGAUAUACAUACAUGACCUCCUGCAAAUUCGUAUUGACAUUAACUCAUUGGAUAUAUCAGCAUCCGUCCAUGUUUCCGGUUUCUAUAGUAACAGAGUUGAGGGACUAUGCGGAACCGUAGUCCGGAAGAGAAACAAGAAUGCUGUUACUACGGUUACAAAUGGCUAUGGGUUCAAAGUUUGGAGGAUGGAAUUGCAUCAGAGCUUGUUCCACACCUCUUUCUUGGAUUCAUAUGAAGGGAUAAAAACUUCGCACCCUAACUGUCAGUGUUCACUUAACUCAUCUCCAAACACGUGCACGGAGAACAAGAAUAAAAGUGAAUUUUACUCUUUCAUAUACCAGAAGGAUAUUACCUCAGAGUUUUACGUAACAAAAAAGAACCCACUCAUCACCAAAACAUACAACAUAUCCUCUAAACGGGACAUCAGUGAUAAUAGUGUUUCCACGCCAAGUGACGCGAGAGAACAGUGCAAAGAGGUCAUCCGAGAAUCGGACCUUUUCCUCAAAUGUGUUCCUCUGAGAGGAAGAAUUUUGGUGGAUAUUAUUUCUGUGUGUGAGAAAAUCGCAUCCGUGCAAGAUAGAUCCACGUGGAUUCCAAUAGUGCUACGUCUGAUGGAGAGCGUGUGCAAUUUUGCCUAUACAUCUAAUACCUCAUUGUCUGACCAUAAUGUCACAUCUGGCAUUGAUCAGGUUACAAUAAUAAAAGACUUGUUCCGGUGUCCAGAAAACUGUUUCGAACACGGUGUGUGUACUAGAGACGGCUGUGACUGCUACAAGGGGUACUCGGGGGUGGAAUGUCUGAACAAGGCAGUUGUUCCAACAAACGACGGAUCCAGCCAAUCAACCGAAACAAGGACCGUGACCCCUACCCCUACUGACCUCUACGUGACUCCAAGGUCACCAGAGACGACCUAUGUGUCAAUCACAACCUCUACACCUAAAAUAACUCCCAGCACCACCACAACCGCCUCCACAACGACCACAACAACAACCUUGGCAACAACAAUGUCGAAAACAACAACCGAAAAGACAACUACAGCGAGUCCAACGACAACAAUGGCGCCGUCAACUUCUCCACCUACAACCGCCCGUCCCAGGAAUCCUAUAUUUGUGUCCUGUGACACAAGAUCUUCUGGCUGCAAUUUUGUUUACCUAAGAAUACAAUCAAAUCAGUUCCCUGUGUCAUGUCGUGUUACAAACUUGAAGUUCAAGAACAAAGAGUGGAUUCCAUGGCGACCCUCGAUGUUUCCCGCCAUUCGCUAUGUCACUUCGACGCUUGCCGAAUGUCUUCUAAAUUCGUCAAUUAUAAUUCCAGCGGAUGGAGAUCCCGUUUUUAAAGUCGAGGUCCUGGGAGCUGGAGGGGAAGUCCUCUCUGAUAAACUGUUCUCCAGGAUGAAAAAACGAUGUCAGAGUUGUUCGUACUGGAGAGGAUGCCGAACCAGGAGAAAUGUAUGUGUAAUUGAUGGAAAGUGUUACAUGGACCAAGAUAAAAACCCUGCAAACAAAUGCGAAGUUUGCUUGGCUUCGUCCUCCAGUAAUCAGUGGUCACGAAACGAAGAUAACCUUCCGCCGGUUCUUCAAAGAGACCCAUACAAAUUCUCCAUGGUGGAAGGGGACACCAUCAAUGGCAGCAUCCUGGCGUAUGACCCGGAAGGGUCACCCCUGAGGUUCAGCAUCAACAGCACGCGCGCUACCGUGCAGCAGGGAGGUGCGUUCGUGUACAUGACAAACGUAUCCUCGCUCGGAAGAAAAGACUACUUUGAAUACUUUAGAAUAUCUGUGAUGGACGAGUGCAGUUUGCAGUCUUCCAUUGUCAUCAAGGUGGCAGUGAGAUUAUGCAGUUGUCAAAAUAAUGGGAAGUGUGUUAACAAGACCAUAACAAUGCCGAACAAUGACCGCAGUAUUGAAUGUAACUGUCAACAUCCUUACACAGGUUCCCGAUGUGAGAAGUCUCCAGAUUACUGCGCGAGCCGACCGUGUUUUCCCGGGGUGCAAUGCACGAACUUGAAUACCUCCUAUAGCUGCGGUCGCUGCCCCUCUGGAUAUGCUGGAAACGGCGCUAUCUGUAAGCCCUCGUGCAGUUCAUCACCCUGCUUUGAGAACGUUACAUGUAUUGACGAUUUUUAUGGAGAGAGGGGAUUUAGAUGUGGACCGUGUCCCCGAUUUUACCGUGGGGAUGGUGUCAGAUGCAACAGGACAGACGUGGAUAUUUGUAAAUACGGUGUUUGUCCCAGAGAUGGCCAGUGCAAAAACACGGAAAAACCUCCGGGUUAUCUUUGUUUACCAUGUCCAUCGGGUUACCAUGGAGAUGGACAAAAAUGUACAGAUAGAUGUAGAGUAAAUUGUCUUCAUGGCGGCACAUGUGUUGGUGGCAAUAGUUGUAUUUGCAAGCAGGGUUAUGAAGGAAACAUGUGUGAAAGAGAAGUAUGCUCAAUAAAAUGUCUUAAUGGAGGGCGGUGCUACAAGAGAAAUCAGUGUGUCUGUCCCGCUGAAUACACGGGGUAUUACUGCCAGACACCUGUAUGUAGCCCUCCAUGUCAGAACCAGGGCGUAUGUGUGCGCCCGGGCACCUGCUAUUGCCCGUAUGGGUAUUUCGGUUCUUCUUGUGAGAGAGCUAUGUGCUUUCGCAGAUGCAGAUUCUUGUGUCAGCUGAGUUAUAAGAGAUCAACAUGCUGGACCUAUUGUCAAAAUGGAGGACGUUGUGUGUUCAAUUCCUGUCAAUGUAGAAGCGGAUGGUCCGGUCAACAUUGUCAGAUACCUAAAUGUGACACGGGCUGCAUGAAUGGAGGUACUUGUGUAGGGUCAAACCAGUGCAGAUGUACCCCUGGGUACUGGGGCUCCUAUUGUCAACAUGCUUUAUGUUGGCCCCGAUGUCGAUAUGGCGGACAAUGCAUUAGGCCAAACGAAUGCAGAUGUAGACCAAAUUACUCUGGUCGGUAUUGUCAGAUUGUUGAUAACUGAGUUGCGAUGCUGCAAGGGGAACCAUCAACGUUUUGGGUUUACGGGGAUCAUACUAACAUACUCAUUAUUUCCUUGUUUGUUAAUUUUGUUUUAUGUUGUGACUAUUUGCUUGUGUUUUGAGAGAGAGAGAGAGAGAUUAAUGUGUUGUGACUAUUUGCUUAAUUGUGUUUGGAAAGAGAGAAUGAGAGAGAGAGAGAGUUAUUUUGAUUUAUUUAAAAUAAAAAUAGUCUUCGAUA